GUCGGCGCAGGAGGCUGUUGCCACCACCACCGCCACUCUUUAUCUCUCUACGCAGUACGUUACCGGCCAGUGCGGGUCUACAUGUCCUGCUCCGUGUAGCAGGAAUCACUCUGGCAACACGAAAAGAUAACAUCCCAAUGGCGAGGCGGUGUGUGUCGGGCAGGCAGCCCUUCACUAUGUUGCCUUCCACACGUGUCUCAAUGUUUGUAAUGUUUUGGCUACUGACAGAGGGUUGGUGCAGCCAACCUACACACAGUUCUGCUGGCAACUCACUGAUGAGUCUACACGCGGACAUGACAACCGACUCUGUACCAACACCACUGCCGCCGCGCGUCUCUCAGCUCCCGGUCUCUCAGGAAGAUGCGUCAGGUGCUCAUGGCGCAUUGAAUCACUUCAAAGUGGCUGGGAGAAGUGAUGUUGGUGACGAUCAUACAUUAAUAUUCGUGAAAGACUCGGAGAUCAAGACACCCGUUACACAAGAGGAGCCAAGUCGCUACGAUCAUGAUGCAGAUGAAGCACUCGCGAACAACACCCAACUGAACAUGCCAAUAAUGGGUGUAAGUGAAGACAGUGUUGUGCGGGCAGUUGCGACAAACAAUAAGACAGUGGAUGAUAUUAUGAUGAGAACUAGUGUACUGAACGUCUCUUCAGACCCCCAUCAGAAGCACAUUCGCAUCAACAGAACUUCAGGAAAUAUACACCCGUUAAUGAAUAUGACUCUGGCAAGUCACGCACAAGACGAUGAAGAACUAGUAAACAGUGAUCACAUGAUCGGAAACACCAACACUAACAUCUUAAGGCGCAAUUCUGCUCAUGUUAGAUCCCAGAAACCAGUACAAUCUGUACCUGCUAAAAAUACUAAUAAUGUAACAGUAAAGAGAUACAGGCGCGUCCCACUCCAUGAUGAUGUUCCAGUGAACAAGGAAAGCUUUCUCUUGCAGUCUGAUGGUCAAAAAACAAUGCUGGAAUCGAACUCACGAAAACAUGAAAAUUCAACCAUUGUUGAAGACAUUUCUAAGGAGACGCGAGUGAGGAAGUGCUUCGGUAUCAAUGAAUUCUUUAACUUUAAAACUCGUAGACGUGAAACGCUGGAGGACAAUACAGCGUUCACAAUACUGGUGCGUAGCCUGCUGGAGAAGAAUGUGAAUACCGACCUGAGGAUCGUCCCUUUAAUAAUGGGACAAUGCCAAGACCCUGGUGAUGAAAAAAAACGUGAACCAAUAGACUUUACGUCUCACUCCAUCUUACCUUUUGGUUACCUAAGAGACCUCAAAUCAAAACUUAAUUAUGAUCAAGAUCACUACUGUUUGGAAAUGGAAGCUCCAGAUGCUGAGAAUAUUUCCUCUGGCAUUCUUAGCAAAAUUUUCUGUCCCUUACGACCCAUUGAGGUUUCCACAAGGAAGUGUUGUGGCGUCAACGAAUACUUCAACCUUACUGAUAAACACUGUCAUCCGAGGUCGUCCAAUGUGAGUGAAUAUAAUGAUUUAGUGCAAGAAUUCACAAGGAAUUACCCAGGAGUGACGUCCAUCCACUGGAACACCUCGAAGCUCAUUUGCAGGCACGGUGAGCCCCGAAGAGUCAGCACCGACCAAGCCUUUCUCGACUCCUCGAACCAACUGUGUGAACGCCAGUCUGGACAGUGUUACCCGAGCUCACUCUACUGUAUUGAAUAUUCAUGGGGAGAAGGUACUCCAGCGAUGGUGGCUGAGGCAUCUAUAUGUCCCGUUGACUCCUUCUACAAAUGCUGUCCCCGCGGCCAUAUACUUACUAAGUCUGGCUGCAUUAGUGCCUCGAGGGAAGAUGUCUCGCCAUAUAUGUUGCAGUUGCUGGAAGAAAUGGAACCUAAAUUUGGUAUUCCUGCUAGAACCAAUGAUUGCCAUUGCGUUGAAAAGCUGAUCAAUGUUAGUGACUCUAAUAUUCAUUGGUGGAAGAGCAUGCCUCAAUAUCCCCCAGUAGACAUAAAGGCAAAAAAUUCCUCUGCCAUUCGGUACUGUGUAGAUGAUUAUCGCGGCCCGGACAACCACACUGUAACAGUUGCUAUCGUGUGUUACACCGAGGUGGGGAACGUACGCAAGUGCUGUCCCUGCGGCCAGUACAUGGAGAAUGGUACUUGCGUCUCCGACAGUCUGGGACUCUCACUACUGCACGACCCUCUGCUGAGUGCAGCUAACCUAACAAAGCUGACUGAUAAUUCUUUCCCUACUUGUGAAACUGAAAACGGCUACCAUGUUUACUACAUGGGCAGGAGGUCCUCCGAGGACUACGGGGAGAUGAUAGACAACCAGGAGCUACAGCUGGUAAAUAUGGACGCGGGCUGCCGCCUUAAUAAUAAAACUAUCAAACGUGAGAAUUACUGCCUUGAAUACUUCGGGAAUGCUACAGUCCAACAUCUGAAGGUGAUGAUGUGUGUAAGGUCGUCCAUGGACAUGGGCGUGAACAGCGAAAAUUUGUGGGCGAAGGCGGUGCUGCUGACCUUGUCCUGCGUGGCCCUGCUGGCCACCACCUUGUACCUCCUCCCCCAGAAGGUCAACAAAGGCUACUCCGUCAGAAAGGUGAAGAUGCUGGCUGGGCGGCUCCAGCUGAGCUACGUGUUGACCUCCCUGGUUGGGUUCCUGCUCCUGGCCGUCAACAUGGUCGUACCGAUUUAUCAGGACAGUCUUGCGUGCUACAUCAUGUCCGGCCUCCUCACCUUCUUCCUCCUGGCGGGCUUCCAGUGGAACACCUCCAUUUGCCUCGAGGCUCUGCUGAUAACACUGAGCUUCAGAAUGUUUGGUGAAGAUGAGGGCUGGCGGUACAUACUACACUCACUGUGGGCUUGGGGCGUGCCGGGGCUCAUCACCAGCCUCGCCCUCACCCUCAACCACUACCGCGCCUCCCUCCCCUGCAGCGUCAUCACCCCCAGGAUUGGUCUCAAAAACUGCUUCUUCUCUGACCAGAAGGCCAAACUGGUGUAUCUGUACGUGCCCAUGUUGCUGACGCUGUGUGCCAACACCUUCCUGCUGGUUGCCUCCCGCUGCGUCCGCUCAGCAAACCUGCGCCGAAUGGAAAAGGGUUAGUUUAGUUCAUAUAUUUAGCACCCAACUAUAUCCAUACUGUGAGUGGCAGUGAAAAUGUUAGAGGCACAUAAAAGGGUCAUGAACUAAACCCCCCAUUAUUCGGUUAGCAUGUUACAUCAUGUAUGAUAACCGGUUUCGCUGGGAUUGUGAAGAUGUUUUGACAGUGUGUCACAUCACGGAGACUAGGAACUAGA
This is a messenger RNA of Procambarus clarkii (red swamp crayfish), 3250 nucleotides long. The record is from RefSeq and is a predicted model, not a curated record. NCBI's taxonomy places the organism in Eukaryota, Metazoa, Arthropoda, Malacostraca, Decapoda, Cambaridae.